ACACCGCGCACUGCGCACUGCGCACUUCUUCUCAGUCCACUGAAGCAUGGGAUGCAUGCAUCUUCCACAACAAUGUGCACGGACUUAAUGGAAGAAGGGACACUCACUCAUUCGAUCUCUUUGUCGUGUGUCGUGUGUCUUGUUGUUCGAUUGCUGUGAAUGUCUCCGAGCUCGCAGACGUGUACACGGUACCAUCAUUCUCAGCCGCUAGGGGAAUCGGGACGGGAACCCGGGCCACAAACGUGUUCACGGCUCACCCAGAAAAGUCCCCACUACGACCCAUCUAUAAUCGAGGAGCCACGGCCGAGUUCGAAUCUCCUGCCCUGAGAUGAUUUGAGCGGCAUGCGAGUUCCCCCGUACCCGCCGAGUUCCAAUUGGUUGGGUUUCUAGCCAUUCAUGUCCAGUGUCGACUCAUUCGGACAUGAGCCCAUGAUCGGACAAAGCGGACGGACCCAAGGUCAACCCAGUCAUGGCAUUGCUCCCUUCGAUUGCGUUGUUUGAAUGACCACUAUGACAGCCUCGCCUCCCUCGGAAACGGUGGCUGCCACCUCGGAGGUCGUGUCUCAAACGGCCAAAGACGUGCUGGUAGUGGAUCUCCAUCCGGUUGAUGUCCACGAGCAUCCCAAGAUAUCAAAUUCGCGCCGGAUCUGUACCUCAUUGGCGGCCGGGGCCAUGGCGGGUGCUCUGGCCAAGACCACCAUCGCACCCCUGGAUCGCACCAAGAUCUAUUUCCAGACCCAUCCCGAGAAGAACUAUCGUAUCAAGGGCGCGGUCAAGUUUUUGCGGCUCACGUAUGAACGUGAGGGAUUCCUGCGAUUGUGGCGUGGUAACUCGGCUACCAUGGCCCGGAUCAUUCCCUACGCUUCCAUUCAGUUCAUGGCUCAUGAGCAAUAUAAACGCUUAUUGGGUAUCGAAGAAGCCAAACCGGUCAAAAAGCCCGGGGUGAAAAAUUUCGUAGCCGGAUCCCUGGCUGGGCUGACCGGUCAAUCGCUCACUUACCCUUUGGAUCGGGCGCGAGCGGUCAUGGCAGUCACAAAAGUGGGUGAUUACAAUAAUCUCGUCAAUGUGUUCCGGCGCAUCAUAAUGGAUGAAGGGUUUUGGGCCUUGUACGUGGGAUUCGCUCCCACCAUGGCUGGUGUGGUCUUUUAUGCGGGUACGAGCUUCUUUGUCUACGAGAAGAUGAAGCAUUUCUUCACCCAAAGCGAACCCCACGCGCCUCCAAGCCCAACGCAAAGACUGAUGUCAGGUGCCCUGGCUGGCUUGGUGGGCCAGACGUCUUCGUACCCUUUGGAUAUUGUCCGACGGAGAAUGCAAACGGCCAAGCAAAUGGGUGUCAAUCUUAACACUUAUUCUUCCAUUGGCGGAACGAUCAAACUUAUUCUGCAACGCGAAGGCUUUCGACGUGGACUCUACAAGGGUAUCAGCAUGAACUUCAUUAAGGGCCCCAUUGCCACGGCAAUUAGUUUCACGACAUUCGAUUACUUCCAAUUGUUCCUAAGAAAAGCUCUGAUAGUGGUGAGCCGUGACGAAAAGUGAAAAAAUUAUUUACAAACCUGACCGGGUAGAAAGUUGAAACCCAGGACAAUUAUGUAUGUAGUUAUGAAAGGUUGUGGAACGACGAAAUCUUCGUGCCUUUUUCCCAUUCCUAUGACUGAUUGAUAUUAAGUUAAAGUCCUUAGCUUUUCAUGCUGCACAACUCUUUCACCGCACAGUUUAAUGCAAAUGUAACUAAUGUAGACUUAUCUUUGUAGUAGCAUAUUUUAGUACAGUCUCUCAAAGCAACGGGAUGAACAAAUUUCAACGAUUUGAACGAGUCAUUUGAGAAACAAAAUUCAUUCAGACUUAUAAGAACGUUAAUCAGAUUUAUUGCCAUUACCUCAAACGAACGAUGUAUGUAGUUAAUAAACGAAAGUCUUCGUUGACGGCAA
Tigriopus californicus is the source of this 1928-nucleotide messenger RNA. RefSeq names its product mitochondrial coenzyme A transporter SLC25A42-like (gene DPCoAC). Gene Ontology annotation, cellular component: mitochondrial inner membrane. Lineage: Eukaryota; Metazoa; Arthropoda; Copepoda; Harpacticoida; Harpacticidae. The record is from RefSeq and is a predicted model, not a curated record. Gene Ontology annotation, biological process: transmembrane transport.